Molecule: messenger RNA, 1458 nt
Organism: Aaosphaeria arxii CBS 175.79
Lineage: Eukaryota; Fungi; Ascomycota; Dothideomycetes; Pleosporales
Product: RmlC-like cupin
Exons: 1
Coding region: 318-1325 (335 amino acids)
Source: RefSeq, a predicted model, not a curated record
GCUUUUCACUCUCGUCUGGCGCAAAGUCAAGCCAGUCAAGCCUCCAUUACUCACCAUUGCAAAGCAACAACCUCAUACACCUACCUCAUCUAUGCCAUUCACUACACACUACACACUACCAUAGCGCUCUACCGCAAACGCACAGUAUUCUUAGAACUCCUCAGUAGCUAAUGGAUCGCAUUAUUCAUACCUUACUUGAGCAUCGAAUCGAAUCAUCUACCAUUGUCUCGCACUAACUCCCUCCCUCUACAGCUUCGCAACUGACUUGUAUAAAGAGGCUUCGACCCAUCGUCGUUGCCAGAAUUCUUCUUUUCUUGAUGCCAGACCACAACAGCAACUCAUCUACUCUCAGUAACCAACAGUCUACUACAAACACAGCAACUACAACCACAACAGCUUCCUCCUUCCUCAACACCAAAACUCUAGCAACUCUCGUCGCACUCCUAGCUUUCACCCUGGCUCUACUCGCUCCCUUCCGAUCCAGCCUCUCCAAAGCUCUCGCCAGCUCCAACACAGUCCGCAACAUGUCUUCCACCACAUCCCCAGCCCUCAAGAUCACAAAGCGCCCCUGGGCUGCUCGAGGCCACGCCGACCACGACUGGCUCUACACCUUCCACACCUUCUCCUUCGCCUCCUACUACGACCCUCGCCAUGAGUCCUUCGGGCCCCUCCGCGUCAUCAACGAGGACCGCGUCAAGGCCGGCACCGGCUUCGGCACCCACUCGCACUCGGAAUUCCUCAUCUUCUCCUACAUCGUCAACGGCGUGCUCGAGCACAAGGACUCGAUGGGCAACCUCGAGAACCUGAAGCGCGGGGAGGUGCAGUUCACAUCGGCCGGCACGGGCAUCCGACACAGCGAGUACAACCGCAACCGGGACUCGGAGGUGCACUUCCUGCAGAUCUGGGCCAAGCCCAACAAGCGGGGCCUCAAGCCGCACUACGAGACCAAGAAGUUCACCGACGAGCAGAAGCAGGACAAGCUCGUCCGCAUCAUGGAGUACACCGACCGCCUGGCCGACAGCAAGGACUCCAUCGGCCUCCAGGCAGACCUCAGCAUGGACGCUAGCAUCCUGUCGCCAGGAAAGACCGUCACGCACGACCUCGUCGCCGACGGCGAGAGGAAGGUCUACGUCCACGUCGUCAUGAACGGCCGCACGCAACCCAAGGACGGCGGCGCGAAGAUCAAGGUCGGCGACACCGUCCUCGGAGAGGGUGAUGGCGCAUACAUCGCCGGCGCGCAACGCCCUGGAAAGAUUGAGAUCGAGAGCGUCGGCGACAAGCCCGCCGAGUUCCUGCUCUUCGAUCUCGGCAACGACGAUGCUUGAAUGCCUCCGCAAGGCGUGAAAUUGUAAAUUCUGGAAAAGUUCUUUAAGCCUGCACUGCACUCAUGAUAUCAAAUUAUCCUUUUUUGUACAUAACAUAUAACGAGAAUAAGAAUUUCCUUAUGAUACCUCUUAA